This is a messenger RNA of Carassius carassius (crucian carp), 1007 nucleotides long. Its product is annotated as gastrula zinc finger protein XlCGF7.1-like. Gene Ontology annotation, biological process: regulation of transcription by RNA polymerase II. The transcript has a single exon. The record is from RefSeq and is a predicted model, not a curated record. The coding region runs from base 147 to 1007 and encodes 286 amino acids. Gene Ontology annotation, molecular function: DNA-binding transcription factor activity; RNA polymerase II cis-regulatory region sequence-specific DNA binding. NCBI's taxonomy places the organism in Eukaryota, Metazoa, Chordata, Actinopteri, Cypriniformes, Cyprinidae.
UUUGUUUUGAGUAUGUCGGGGCCUUUACAGGCAAGCCCUCUUUCAGUAGAUUAGUGGGAAGUAUUAAACAUACAUGUUGCUAUUGUAAAGUAUUGAUGUAUGUUGUUUUGUGCCAUUAAAAUAGUUCUCUUUCUGUUUUAGACCUGAUGCUGCUGAAAGAGAAAAGUGAGGAACUAAAUGAAAUAAAGGACAAAGAUCAGUAUAAGAAACAUGAUUUCACGGGAGACAAUUUCUUUAGUUACUCACAAACUAAACAGACUUCAAAAAAGAGAGCUCAAAAGACAGGAGCUAGGAGUCAUUUCAUCUGCCAACAGUGUGGAAAGAGUUUCACUAAAAAAGGAAGCCUUGAAAUUCAUUUAAGAAUUCACACUGGAGAGAAGCCUUACACCUGCCGACAAUGUGGAAAACGUUUCAAUAAAAAAGGAACCCUUAAAAGGCACAAUAGAAUUCACACUGGAGAGAAGCCUUACACCUGCCAACAAUGUGGAAAAAGCUUCACUCAAAAAGGAACACUUAACAGGCACAUUCGAAUUCACAAAAGAGAAAAGCCAUACACCUGCAAACUGUGUGGAAAUGGUUUCAUUCGAAAAGAAAGCUUAGAAAUCCACAUGAGAAUUCACACUGGAGAGAAACCUUACUCCUGCCAACAGUGUGGAAAGAGUUUCUGUCAACUAGGAAACCUCAAAAUCCACAUGAAUGUUCACACUGGAGAGAGCCUUUUCAACUGCCAACAAUGUGGAAAAUGUUUCAUUAAAAAGGGAAACCUUGAAGUCCACAUGAGAAUUCACAAUGGAGAAAAGCUGUUUGUAUGCCCUAAGUGUGGAAAGAGUUUCUCUCAACAAGGAAACCUCAAAGUCCACAUGAGAAUUCACAGCGGAAAGAAGCCUUUCAUCUGCCAACUGUGUGGAAAUAGUUUCAGAUGCAAAACAUCCCUUAACAACCACACACGGAUUCACUCGAGAGAACAGUUUCAUGUUAGCAGUGUGAAAGGAGUUUCACAGACAUGA